UAAAUAUUUUUGACAACCGAAUUAUUUGACAUCUGUACAAAACAAACAAAAUAAAAGGACGCACAUUAAGAGAAGCAAAAAAAAAAAUAAACAACAACAAAAAAAAUGGUACUUCCAUUCGGUUUAGGUUCAGAUGGCAGCACAAAUCGUGCCCAAAUACCAUCAGCGCCACCAAUGGAUGCUGGUGCUUUAAUGAAUUACACACGUUAUAUUGAUUUUAUUGUUGUUAAUGGGGAUGAUCGUUAUAUGAUACGUACAGAACGAAACGUUGUUCUAGAAUCAAGUGUUGAAUUAGCAAAAAUAAUUAAUGCUGGACCAAAAGGUAGUCGUCUUAACGAUAAUCAUUUUCAAGUUCAUAAUGUUGAUAAACAUGAUUUUGAAUUGUUAGUAAGAUUUUUAGAAACAAAAUUUAUCAAAUAUCGUGAUCAUAAACAUAUUUUGCGAAUAUUAGAAUUAGCUGAUCGUUAUAAUUGUCCAGAUUUAAUUAUACAUUGUGCAAAAGAAUUAGAUUUACAAUUAACUAGUGCAAUUGUAUUAGAUAUAUUCCGUUCAUUAUGGUAUUAUAAUCGUGCACCAACAGCGAAUUGUAAUGUUAUUACAACACAACAACAAAAAGAUCCUCAACAACAAAAUCCAGAUAAACCACCAAAAACGAAAAAAUUAGAUAAACCACAUCCAUUUACACCUGAAGAACAUUUGGCAGCUUUAUUACAUAAUUGCUUACAAUUAAUUGAUAUGCAUGCUGAAUUGAUUUUAACAAAACCAGAAAUAUGUGAUUUAAGAUUUGAAGAAUUAGAGGUUAUAGCAAAACGUGAUGCAUUACAAAUACAAUCCGAAAUAACAUUAUUUGUAUGUUUAGCUGAUUGGAGUAUUGAAGAAUGUAAAAGGAAACGUUUAGAGUUAACAGCUGAAAAUCGACGACGUGUUUUGGGUCCAUUAUGUUAUACACCAAGAUAUUUAACAAUGAGCUCUAGAGAUUUUCGUAAAGCAUGUGAUCGUGUUGAAUUAUUGGAUAAUGUUGAAAUUACUUUAGUAUUAGACGCUUUAGAUGGUAAAAGAUCAAAUAAUUUAACACAAGAACAAUUAAAUAUGUUGGAAAAAUUUAAAACACCUAGACCACCAUAUCCAAAAAUGCCAAUACAUUUAAGUGAUAGAUCAAAUCCAAGAACUUAUCCGAAAAAAAUGAGAAAAUAUGCAGAAAAAGGUGAAAAAAAUGGAUGUUGGGAUACAUUCACUUUAAAUUGUUUAACAGUAGUCGCGUUUAUAUUUGACUGAACAAUUUAUAAUAAAAAAAUAAUAAAAUAAUUAACAUUUAGAAGAACAAAUCAACAAAAAGUAUAAAAUAGGAUCAAUUUAUAUUUUACAGGAUAUGCAAUAAUCAUUACUAUAAUUAUUAUACAUACAUAAAUUAUUUAGCAUGAUUAAUGAUAAAAUAUUAGGAAAAUUAUAUUUUAAAAUAUUUUAUGAUCUAUUUCUUUUUAUGAAAUAUUGAAAAUUUGACGAAUAUUAUAUUAACAUAUAAAAAAAUAUAUAUAUAUUGUAUGAUCUUUGUAGGGGUAAUUUAUUAAUUAUCAAAGAUUUAUAGUGUAAUUCGGUUAAUCGUUGUUAAAAAUUAAUGAAGGAUAAUUCUUAAUAAAAUAGAAAACAAGCUAAACCAAAAAAUUUUAUAUACUUACCAAAAAUGUUGAAAUCUUAUUACAUAAUGAUGUUUGGAUUUAAUUCCAGUAAUAAGAAAAGAUUUUUAUUUAUAUUUAAAGAAAAAUUGUAAUAUCUUUUUAAAAUAAUUGUAAUUCCGAAAUAAUUUGAAAUAACAAGUUUAACAUUUAAAAUUUUUCACCUCCAAUUUU
This is a messenger RNA of Condylostylus longicornis, 1847 nucleotides long. RefSeq names its product BTB/POZ domain-containing protein 2 (gene axed). NCBI's taxonomy places the organism in Eukaryota, Metazoa, Arthropoda, Insecta, Diptera, Dolichopodidae. The record is from RefSeq and is a predicted model, not a curated record. Gene Ontology annotation, cellular component: cytosol. Gene Ontology annotation, molecular function: protein binding. The coding region runs from base 106 to 1275 and encodes 389 amino acids. The transcript has a single exon. Gene Ontology annotation, biological process: neurogenesis.